AAGAGAGCGGUUCAAUUGCAGCUAUAUGCGUGAAGACCACUAUUAUCAAUUAACCAUAUUAUUCUUGUUUCUCUCUCUAGAUUUUGAUUCCGUACAUGGUUAGGGUUCGAAUUCAUUGAUAAUCUAGCUUUGAACAAUGGGAAGAAACCGUUUCUGCACUUUCAACGUCUGUAUUGAGCAUUUCUGGUAAUCAGAGAGAGAGAGAGACAGAUAGCAGAGAUAGUUAGAAUGAGCGCUUCCAGAUUCAUCAAGUGUGUGACGGUGGGCGAUGGUGCGGUUGGAAAGACAUGUCUCUUGAUUUCCUAUACCAGCAACACCUUCCCCACGGAUUAUGUGCCUACUGUGUUUGAUAAUUUCAGUGCCAAUGUUGUCGUUAAUGGAGCCACUGUUAACCUAGGCCUGUGGGAUACUGCUGGGCAGGAGGACUACAACAGAUUACGGCCUUUGAGUUAUCGUGGAGCUGAUGUUUUCAUUCUGGCAUUUUCUCUUAUCAGCAAGGCUAGCUAUGAAAAUGUUUCCAAGAAGUGGAUUCCCGAAUUGAAGCAUUACGCUCCUGGUGUCCCUAUAGUUCUUGUUGGCACAAAACUUGAUCUUCGGGAUGAUAAGGAGUUCUUUGAAAAUCAUCCAGGCUCUGUACCAAUCACCAAUGUACAGGUGAAAGUCUGUGGCCUUGGUUAUAUCAAUUCAACGAGUGCAAGAAUCGAUUCGAGGAUGACUUUGACGAUAAUAUGCCCACUACAUUAA
Salvia hispanica is the source of this 744-nucleotide messenger RNA. The record is from RefSeq and is a predicted model, not a curated record. NCBI's taxonomy places the organism in Eukaryota, Viridiplantae, Streptophyta, Magnoliopsida, Lamiales, Lamiaceae.